GGCACCCAUCACCACAGGCGCUGACUUCAACAGCUCCACUGAACUUAAACACUCUCGGAGAAUGUGUGGAAGAGCAGCCGGGACAGCACACAGCAUUUCUGGUGUAUAACGGUACCCGGAGGGGGAAAUUAAGUGACAUUUUUUAGCUAAAGAGAGUGGUUAACAACAUAUAUAUACCACUUUUAUUCCUCACCCCCAGAAUGACAAGUAAAAUGCAGGUAGUUUCGUACUUUUAACAACCUCGACAUAGCUAACUUAGCUCAAAGCAAUAAUCAAACUAACGUUAGCUUAACGCUAGUUGCUAGUUAACGUUAGUUGGGAUUUGGUUGUCCGCUAUUGUUUGGUGAUACAGUAACGUUACCGACGCAUACGUUGUUGUCAUUGCUAGCAUUGACACUCAUCAAAAAGCUCAAAGCGAUUUUCCAAGCUAUUUAACGUGGUUCACGUUAAUACAGAAACGACGUUGGCUGACUUGGAAUCAACAGGAUUACGACCUGAACAGAAAUAAACACUGGACUUUAACUUACCUCUAUCAAGGAGCUGAAUGGCCUCCGUUGUUGCAGUGAAAACUGAGAAGCGACCUGCAGCUGAUUCUCAGGAUGCAGACUCAAACGCUAAAAAGCCCAGGAAACUGCUGCCCAGCCUGAAGACCAAGCGAGCCCCCGAGCUUGUCCUGGUGAUUGGCACAGGGGUAAGCUCUGCAGUGGCCCCUCAGGUCCCUGCGCUCCGCUCCUGGAAAGGCCUCAUCCAGGCCUUGCUUGAUGCAGCCAAUGACUUUGACCUACUAGAGGAGGAGGAGAGUCGCCGUUUCCAGAAGCACAUGCAGGAAGAUAAGAAUUUGGUUCAUGUGGCCCAUGACCUCAUUCAGAAACUUUCCCCGAGAACAGGCAAUGUGCGAUCCACAUUCUUCAAGGACUGUCUGUACGAGGUGUUUGACGACUUGGAGUGCAAGAUGGAGCAUGCAGGGAAACAUCUACUACGCUCAGUGCUGCAGUUAAUGGAGAGUGGGGCACUGGUCCUCACUACUAACUUUGACAACCUGUUGGAGAUCUAUGCAGCUCACCAAGGCACCAAGCUGGAGUCUUUGGACCUGACAGAUGAGAAGAAGGUGUUGGAGUGGGCUCAGGAGAAACGGAGGUUAAGUGUUCUGCAUAUCCACGGUGUUUACACCAACCCCAGUGGUAUUGUACUGCACCCUGCUGGCUACCAGAAUGUACUGAGGAACACUGAGGUUAUGCGUGAGAUCCAGAAGCUGUACGAGACCAAAUCAUUUGUGUUUCUCGGCUGUGGGCGCACGGUAGACGACACAACCUUCCAGGCUCUUUUCUUGGAGGCAGUCAAACACAAGUCAGACCUGGAACACUUCAUGCUUGUGCGGCGGGAGGACGUGGGUGAGUUCAAGAAGCUGCGCGACAACAUGCUGGACAAGGGCAUUAAGGUCAUCUCCUAUGGAGACGAGUAUGCCGACCUGCCUGAGUACUUCGAGAGGCUGGCCAAUGAGAUCUGCAACCGCGACGUGUCUACCAACGACUGGGGACCUCCCUCACCAAAUGGGGAGGAACAGCAGAACGGCUUUAACACACAGAAAAGCCUCCUUCAAGACUAUCAUUCUUGACAGGCACACAGUCGGGAUCAGUAUCAGUCAUUUUUCCUCCACAGCUCCGUCGAGAGAUCAGUCUACUUUUGAGUAGUACUCAAAUCUGAUUUUUGAAUCAAUGAAUUUAGGAAUCCAGGAACACUAUGGGCAACGGGAAAAGCUGUUGUCAGUAUUUUACAGGUGUCCAUUAUUUUCCUUUAUUUUUUCUAGUUUAAAAGGGAAGGGAGACAUUUUAAGUAACUGUCAACACCAAUACCCAACCUCACAGUCCCACCGUACUGUGUUGCAAUGCUGCUCAACAUUUGGCAAGUUACAGUAGAAAAAAAGUGUUACACAGAAGACCAAAUGGUAUGUUCUCACUUCAACAUGACAAAUGAUAGAUCUGAAUCCGCUGGCAGAAGCUGACUGUGCUGCAUUGAUUCACUGUUUGGAUUUGGACUUUAAUCAGCUUGACCCACCUGUCCUGUAAGAGAAGCUCUGGGUGCAAGCUAUAACGCACAUCACUUAAGGAUUGUAUCCAUCACGCCGAACCGUGAAACCAGGAAAACUUGAUUUGCACACUACUGGGUGGGGAAUGGGGAUAAUUCUCUCUGACAUUAGAUGUUACUUGGUUUGCAAACACAUUAUGAUUCUGUCCUCAGAAGUUCAGAAGAUGUUUUCAUAGCAGAGAGGCUCCCAGCUGGUAGCAAUCACUUUGCCACUCCUGUGCUGUAAAUGUUCUUUGUAAGCCUUUUUUGUAUUUUUAAAACUUGCAUGUGUUUUCUGACAUAGUAUUUAUAAGUACUAUUUUCAAAAUAAAGCUUUUGGUAUCCCA
Molecule: messenger RNA, 2411 nt
Organism: Dicentrarchus labrax (European seabass)
Lineage: Eukaryota; Metazoa; Chordata; Actinopteri; Moronidae
Gene: siral1
Product: family with sequence similarity 118 member B
Exons: 8
Coding region: 545-1615 (356 amino acids)
Source: RefSeq, a predicted model, not a curated record